UGUUAGGGGCUUCUCUGGCUUUCUUCUCUUUACACUUCAGUCCACAUUUUUCAUCACUGUUUCUCCAUUGGCUAUUGGUCUUUUAUACUGUCAACCAUUCAACUCUAUUUGUAUCUCUCCUCCUUGCUGAGCAGGAAUCGAUAUUUCCAAUGGCAGUGAUGCAUAAGUCGAUGACAAUCUUGCUCUCGCUAAUCUCACUUCUUUCUUUAUGCUCUCUACUUCCGUCCGCACUCGCGAUCGCAUCCGGUGAUGGUUAUACUAUUAAUGGUCGUGUCAAAAUUCCUGGCUUUAGCUUGAAAGGAUCUGGUUUGGCAGCUAAAGCAUCAAAUGUCAAAGUCCUACUCAAUGGUGGCCAAAGAGUUACUUUCCUGAGACCUGAUGGAUAUUUCUCAUUCCAUAAUGUGCCAGCAGGGACGCAUCUCAUAGAAGUAUCUGCAAUUGGCUAUUUCUUUUCUCCAGUCCGAGUUGAUGUCAGUGCCAGAAACCCUGGAAAGGUUCGAGCUGCAUUAACUGAGAAUCGAAGGAACCUGACUGAGCUGGUUUUGGAGCCACUGGGAGAUGAGCAAUAUUAUGAGAUAAGGGAACCCUUCUCCGUUAUGUCUCUGGUGAAAAGCCCAAUGGGUCUGAUGGUUGGAUUCAUGGUGGUUGUGAUGUUUUUGAUGCCAAAAUUAGUAGAGAAUAUGGAUCCUGAAGAAAUUAGAAAAGCACAAGAGGAAAUGAGAAGCCAAGGAGUUCCCAGUCUUUCAACCUUGUUACCUGGGGCCCAAAGGAGCAACUAGUGACUAUAUUAAGAACAUUGAAGCUUUACAUUGAUAAGCGGAAUACAUCUGCUGCCAUUUUAUGGAAAAGUUGAAAUGAUGUAAAAUUCUAGUUCCAACAAUUCAUCCCAUGCUGUCGAAAGUCUCUGAUGACCAAUUAGUUGAAUUGAUAAUCUUAAAGACCUUUGUUUCCUCUGGUUAGAGACCGGUAUCUUUUUACUCAGUUUUAUUAGGUUUUGAUGUGGAUUACCCCAAGAGGUUUUGAGUAUUUGGUAGGUGUAUGGUGUCUUUUAAACAGCCUUGGAUUUAAUACCAUGUAACCAAGUCCUGAUUUCAUUGUAUGUUGAAGCAUUAGUAUCUUUAUAUAUGCUUAUGCUAAGUUCUAGCUUUCUGGU
Nicotiana attenuata is the source of this 1153-nucleotide messenger RNA. RefSeq names its product ER membrane protein complex subunit 7 homolog. Bases 150 to 779 code for a protein of 209 amino acids. NCBI's taxonomy places the organism in Eukaryota, Viridiplantae, Streptophyta, Magnoliopsida, Solanales, Solanaceae. Gene Ontology annotation, cellular component: EMC complex. The record is from RefSeq and is a predicted model, not a curated record. Gene Ontology annotation, molecular function: carbohydrate binding. The transcript has 7 exons.